Molecule: messenger RNA, 540 nt
Organism: Impatiens glandulifera
Lineage: Eukaryota; Viridiplantae; Streptophyta; Magnoliopsida; Ericales; Balsaminaceae
Product: protein EXPRESSION OF TERPENOIDS 1-like
Exons: 1
Coding region: 46-540 (164 amino acids)
Biological process (GO): positive regulation of DNA-templated transcription
Cellular component (GO): nucleus
Molecular function (GO): DNA-binding transcription factor activity; DNA binding
Source: RefSeq, a predicted model, not a curated record
AAAAUAGAGCUAAUAAUCUUAUACGUACGUACGGUCCAACAAACAAUGGCGGGUAAUUAUUUCUUCACACUAGGAGGAGGAAGAGGAGGAGAAUCUCAUGAAUUACAAACCGGGCAAAACGAACCGGAAAGAAUAUUCCCUGGCAGAGAUGAAGAAGAUAUGAUCUCCUCCUACACUAUAACUAGAGGUCUUGAGUUAUGGCGGCGCCACCACCAUGAUCAAUUACCACCGCAACAAGAUCUCUUCAUGAUGCUCCCUGGAGGCGGCGGCGGAGGAGGAGGUAUAAGCAGUUGUCAGGAUUGUGGGAAUCAGGCGAAGAAGUCUUGCACACACAUGAGGUGUAGGACGUGUUGUAAGAAUCGAGGGUUUCAGUGUCAGACCCACGUCAAGAGCACUUGGGUCCCCGCCGCUAAACGCCGCCAACGGCAGCAACAAUUGGCCGCUCAACAACAACAACACCGGUUGCAACAACAGACAACAAAUCAUCAUACAAGACAGUUGCCAUCCACAAACUUAGGUAUAUAUCUUAUUAAUUACUAA